Musca domestica (house fly) is the source of this 1816-nucleotide messenger RNA. RefSeq names its product UPF0489 protein C5orf22. The transcript has a single exon. NCBI's taxonomy places the organism in Eukaryota, Metazoa, Arthropoda, Insecta, Diptera, Muscidae. The record is from RefSeq and is a predicted model, not a curated record. The coding region runs from base 234 to 1535 and encodes 433 amino acids.
UAAUGGCAACAACAGUGAGACGAGAUUCACAGUAAUGAGUUCGUUUACCUGUGUGUGUUUUUUCCAUUAUUUUUUGGCAAUGGUUUCAUUGUCUGGCGCUUUUUAAAGUAGAAAAAAGUGUAAAAUAAGCGCGCAAGUUAUUAAAACAUUUUGCUCUGGACAUUCUAGCAACUCUUGAGAAUUGUUAACGAGAAUUUCGGAAAGAUAUCAUUUUGAAAGUGGGCCAAAGUAAUAUGGAUUCAGCAGCGUUAGAGGAGAACAAACAAUUGGAGGGAGAGUCGUCGUCGGCGGCGUCGAACAAUCCAAAAAGUGAAAGUUUUAAUGAGGAGCCAGAAAGUUCGGAAGAACCCCUCCGAAAGCGUAAAAAAUCAGCAGACGAAUCACAACAGGAUGCCUUGGUUACUUCGACGGUGGGUUUGAGGCGUUUCAAACGCAUACCCAUUUUCAUUGUCGACUAUCAUAACGAUGUAUUGGAAUUUAUAUACCGGUGUCUGGCCUCAAGGCAUUUGCCAUUGGAAAACAAUACCCUGCUACAUUUCGAUUCCCACCCCGACAUGGUUAUUUCGCGUGAAAUACCAGCCAGUUCAGCCUACGACAAGGAGACCAUGUUGGCUGAAUUGAGCAUUGAAAACUGGAUUAUGCCUGCUUGUUAUGCUGGGCAUUUCAAUCGGGUCAUUUGGGUUAAGAAUUCCUGGUGCCACCAAAUGCCCGAAGGCAAAUACAACUUCAAAGUGGGUCACAAAGAGGAUAAAAUCAGUGUGGACUGUUGCCUAGACUAUUUCAUAUCGGAAGGCAAUUACUGCCAAACAUCUGAAUUGGAACAGCCACGUGAUAUGGAGUUGCAUGUUAUCAACAAUGACACCGAAACUGUGCCCGAUCCUAAGCAACUGUUGUCUUCGGAAGAUGCUUUAAACUAUAUACUAGAUAUUGAUUUGGAUUUCUUUAGUACUUCAAAUCCGUUUUUGGAAAUCUACAAACAUGCCAAUUGCUACGAACAAUUGCGUCAAAUAUUCCAUUUUGAAAGUGCCACAGAAUCAACAGCCGUGGGCACCACCGAAAAGAGGAAACUUCAGCUGGAAGCCUUAAAGGGUGUCUUUGAAUAUUUGGAAGAGAAACGUUCAUUUGAAGGCAUUGAAAUGCCCGACCCAGAUAUUGUCAGCAAGGAGGUAUUCGAUCGCAUUGUUGCCUUGGCAGAAUCUCUACAAAAGUGCUAUGCCGAUGAUGAAAUCGAUUGGCUUUUAAUAUUCGAUUCGGGCAGUACCACAGACACCAAUGGUCUACCUCAUCACAUCAGUACAGAAGCUGAAUUGGAAACAUAUUAUGGCCAAUUCAAAAAGUUCCUUACCCAAUUGCCCCACCCACCAGUUCUCAUUACCAUGGCCUGUUCAGCGGAGGAUGACUAUUGUCCACGCAAUCAAGUGUCCUGCAUACAAGAGAAGGUUGUCCAAAUACUGAAGGAGGUAUUUGGUGACAAGGUCCAUGAUAAACCGAUUUUACACUACAUGGAUGAUGAGUGGGAUGUAAUGCAGUUGUAAGACAACAACGGCUAUUGGAAAGAGAACAAGAUAACAUAGAGAUGGGACAGCACGUAAAGUUAAACAGGACUCAUGCAGUUUAUUUAAUUUCUGGAGGCAGGCACAAUGCCCGAUUAUUAAAUCCAGGCGACUGCAGUAUUGUCUAUUUUAUAUUAACAAUUAAUAUAUUAUUAUUAUUAUUAUUUUAUUUAGCCUCUAAGUUAUGUAGCAUAAGUUAUAAAAUUUAUAAAAUUUUAUUAUGAUGUAGGAAUCAAAUAAAAUUUGAUUCAUUUUUGAUUGUA